AUGACACAAGAACAAGUCGCUACGGCGCCCGCAGCCACACCUCAGCCGCCGCAUGACCCCUCCCAUGAGGAGCACCAAUACCUCAACCUGAUCCGCGACAUCCUAGCUCAAGGCGAGUUUCGCCCCGACAGAACAGGCACCGGCACGAAAAGCAUUUUCGCCCCUCCAGCUCUCCGAUUCUCUCUCUCAAAGCCCAACCCAGAAGGCGGCUCCCCAAUCCCCGUCCUGCCACUCCUUACCACAAAACGAGUCUUCCUGCGCGCCGUUCUUGCCGAGCUCCUCUGGUUCAUCGCGGGCACCACCUCCUCAUUACCCCUCUCCGAAGCCGGGAUCAAAAUCUGGGAUGGCAAUGGCAGCCGCGAGUACCUCGAUAAGGUUGGCCUCGGGCACCGCGAAGAGGGCGAUCUUGGCCCCGUGUACGGAUUCCAGUGGCGGCACUUUGGUGCCGAGUACGUUGACGCCAAGACGGAUUAUACAGGCCAAGGUGUAGACCAGCUCAAGGAUAUUGUGGACAAGAUUAUGAACUCGCCUUUUGAUCGCCGGAUUAUCAUGAGUGCGUGGAACCCUGCGGAUCUGAAGAAGAUGGCUCUCCCGCCUUGCCAUAUGUUUGCGCAAUUUUACGUCUCGUUCCCGCCGGGGAUGAAGCUUGAUGACAAGGGUCGCCCAGAUGCGAAGGGAACCCUUUCUUGCCUUCUUUACCAGCGCUCUUGUGAUAUGGGUCUGGGCGUUCCGUUUAACAUUGCUUCUUAUGCCCUUCUCACCCACAUUCUUGCUCAUGCUGCGGAUUUGAACCCCGGUACUCUGGUUCAUACUAUGGGUGAUGCUCAUAUCUACUUGGAUCACAUCGAUGCGCUGAACGAGCAGCUGACUCGUGAGCCUAAUGAGUUCCCGGAGUUGCGAAUCAAGCGUGAUGACCGUGGCAGUGCUGUGAUUGACGGUUGGAAGGAGGAUGAGUUCGAGGUGAUUGGCUACAAGCCUCACAAGAUCAUCAAGAUGAAAAUGAGUGUUUAG
Messenger RNA from Penicillium pulvis, 1011 nucleotides. Its product is annotated as thymidylate synthase. Bases 1 to 1011 code for a protein of 336 amino acids. Gene Ontology annotation, biological process: dTMP biosynthetic process. The transcript has a single exon. Gene Ontology annotation, cellular component: mitochondrion; cytosol. Lineage: Eukaryota; Fungi; Ascomycota; Eurotiomycetes; Eurotiales; Aspergillaceae. Gene Ontology annotation, molecular function: thymidylate synthase activity. The record is from RefSeq and is a predicted model, not a curated record.